Gossypium raimondii (Peruvian cotton) is the source of this 1137-nucleotide messenger RNA. Its product is annotated as nudix hydrolase 25. Gene Ontology annotation, molecular function: bis(5'-adenosyl)-pentaphosphatase activity; guanosine-3',5'-bis(diphosphate) 3'-diphosphatase activity. Gene Ontology annotation, cellular component: chloroplast. Gene Ontology annotation, biological process: nucleoside phosphate metabolic process; ribose phosphate metabolic process. The coding region runs from base 199 to 720 and encodes 173 amino acids. The record is from RefSeq and is a predicted model, not a curated record. Lineage: Eukaryota; Viridiplantae; Streptophyta; Magnoliopsida; Malvales; Malvaceae. The transcript is spliced from 6 exons.
AAAAACAGAGCCACCAUUUUCACCAUUUUUUUGAAGCUCUGUUUGAAAUCCCCAAAAAAAGAAAUUCACUUUUCUUUCCCUUUAAUUUAACUUCUUCUUCUUUUUUCUUUUUGAUCUCUUACUGUGAAUUCCCUUAACUGCAUUUACUUUUUUUUUCUCUGAAAAAAAUAGGUUUAAUAACUGUAGAAAAUUAACAAAAUGGAGGGAUUGCCCACUGGUUACCGUCCCAACGUUGGUGUUUGUCUUAUAAACUCUGAUAAUCAGGUUUUUGUAGCUUCCAGAUUGAAUGUUCCCGGAGCUUGGCAGAUGCCUCAGGGAGGUAUUGAAGAUGGUGAGGAGCCAAGAUAUGCAGCUAUAAGGGAAUUACGAGAGGAAACUGGAGUCGUGUCUGCUGAAAUUAUCGCCGAGGUUCCGAAAUGGUUGACAUAUGAUUUUCCAACUGCAGUAAAGGCCAAAGUGAAUCGACUCUGGGGAGGCGAAUGGCACGGAAAUGCGCAGAAAUGGUUUCUUAUGAAAUUAACAAAAGACGAGAGCGAAAUCAACUUAGCAACCGGAGAGGUAGAACCGGAUUUUGCCGAGUGGAAAUGGGCAACUCCCGAAGAAGUAGUUGAGCAGGCAGUGGAUUAUAAAAGGCCAACAUAUGAAGAAGUUAUGAAGACCUUUCAGCCAUACUUUAGUGAUAAUGGCAAAGCCACCAAAUGUAAAUCAACAAAAUGGUGAAUGCAAUGGUCGUAAAAGUUCUACGAAGAAUUUAUAUUAAGAGUUAGAUUGUAUUUUGUCAUUUUUAUUUAAAAAAUGGGCAAAUUAAUCUCUGUAGGUUAGAAUAAAGAGUAAAUUAGUUUUUUUAUUAAAAAAUUCAUCUAUUUUUACAGUUAAAAAUUGGUCUAUGCACAUCAAGCACGCUAAUUUUUAACAGUACAAAUAAAUGAAAUUUUAAUGAAAUGAUUAAUUUACUCUUUGAUCUAAUGUAUAUGAAUUAAUUUACACAUUUUUGGGUAAAGAGAUAAAAUGCAAUCUAACUCCUAAUCUGAGCUUUUAGGUUAUUUUUACUAUGCAAUGGUGUGUUUUUGUAGGGUCAAAUUAUGAUUUUCAUCCAAUAUUAUAUUUAAUUUGAUGAUUUAGUCCUUGGUAUUUAAA